Peromyscus californicus insignis is the source of this 889-nucleotide messenger RNA. RefSeq names its product protein phosphatase 1J-like. The record is from RefSeq and is a predicted model, not a curated record. Bases 1 to 750 code for a protein of 249 amino acids. Lineage: Eukaryota; Metazoa; Chordata; Mammalia; Rodentia; Cricetidae. The transcript has 2 exons. Gene Ontology annotation, biological process: protein dephosphorylation. Gene Ontology annotation, molecular function: protein serine/threonine phosphatase activity.
AUGAAGAAGGGUGGAGUAACAGCAGAUGCUGCGAGCCGCCACCACGAGAAGCAAGAUGUGAGAGAACAGAAAUUAAGGAAGUUACUCGAUGUCAACUUCUGGCUUCCAAUGUCCCGGGAGUUCACACCAGAGACCGAAUGCCAGCGUCUUCAGCUGCUUGGCUUCCUGAAACCAGAACUGCUAGGCAGUGAGUUCACCCACCUUGAAUUCCCCCGAAGAGUUCAGUCCAAGGAGCUGGGGCAGAGGAGGCUGUACAGGGACCAGAAUAUGACUGGCUGGGCCUACAAAAAGAUUGAGCUGGAGGAUCUCAGGUUUCCUCUGGUCUGUGGGGAGGGAAAAAAGGCCCGGGUAAUGGCCACCAUUGGGGUGACCCGAGGCUUGGGAGACCACAACCUUAAGGUCUGUAGUUCCACUCUGCCCAUCAAGCCUUUCCUCUCCUGCUUCCCCGAGGUACGAGUGUAUGACCUGACACAGUAUGAGCAUUGUCCAGAUGAUGUGCUAGUCCUGGGAACAGAUGGCUUGUGGGAUGUGACCAGUGAUUGUGAGGUAGCCGCCACUGUGGACAAGGUGCUGUCAGCCCAUGAGCCCAAUGAUCCCAGCAGGUAUACAGCUCUGGCCCAAGCUCUGGUCCUGGGGGCCCGGGGCAUCCCCCAGGACCGUGGCUGGUGUCUCCCCAACAACAAGCUGGGUUCCAGGGAUGACAUCUUGGUCUUCGUCACCCCCCUGGGAGGGCCAGGCAGUUACUCCUGAUGAGCCCAGCCCCAUCCCUCUCACUGCCAUCUAAGCCUCUCCAUACUUACCCUUCUCCCGGUCCAAAUAGUGAAGUUGUGUUCCUGAUUCUUGAGUGGCCAUUUAAUUGACAAAGGGAUGCCCACUAGAUCCAGAAUUG